CACAAGCAAGAUGUGUGUACUUGUCAUCUGACAGGGAAUGGGGCACUGAGAGAGACGGUUGAGCGGAGGAUUGCGCUAGUUGGGAAGACGGGAGUAGGGAAGAGUGCAGCAGGAAACACCAUCCUGGGGACAGAGGCUUUCGAGUCUGAACUGAGUUCAGAGUGUAAAAAAGCCAAAGGAGAGGUGGGAGGGCGAAGGGUUGCAGUUAUCGAUACUCCAGGCCUCUUUGACACAUACUGUAUUAUACCAAAGAAUAAGUGCAUCUCCCUCACAGGAGGCUGCUGAGGGGAGGACGGCUCAUAAGAAUGGCUGGAACGAAGCGAAUGGAAUGGCAUCAAACACCUGGAAACCAUGUGUUUGAUGUAAUUGAUACCAUUCCACUAAUUCCGCUUCAGCCAUUGCCACGAGCCUGUCCUCCCCAAUUAAGGUGCCACCAACCUCCUGUGAUCUCCCUGUCUUCUCCUGGUCCUCAUGUGUUCUUGUUGGUGAUCCAACUGGGCAGGUUCACAGAGGAAGAAAAGGAAUCAGCGUGACUCAGUUUGUAGAGCAUUGCACUUGCAACGCCAGGGUUGUGGGUUCGAUUCCAACGGGGGACCAGUACGAACAAAUAUGAAAAUGUAUGCACUCACUACUGUAAAUUGCUAUGGAUAAGAGUGUCUAGUGAAAAAGAUAAUUGAGACAACAUUUGUUGAAGAGUCAACAUAUACAAUGUUGCUUUUCACUUAUGGAGACAGGCUCAAGGGACAACCAAUUGAGGAAUUUGUGGCGAAGAGCCCAGACCCUCAAAACCUAAUUCAGAAAUGCCAAGGGUGAUAUCAUGUGUUUAACAAUUAAGUUUAGAGUCCCUCAAAGACCAUUGAGCUUCUUGACAAAAUUGACAGGGUGGCCAUGGAUAAUGGAGGAGGGUACUACACCAAUGAGAUGUACCAGAGAGCAGAGGAGGCUACCGAAAGGAAGGAACAGAGA
Coregonus sp. 'balchen' is the source of this 966-nucleotide messenger RNA. Lineage: Eukaryota; Metazoa; Chordata; Actinopteri; Salmoniformes; Salmonidae. The record is from the annotation of a GenBank genome assembly.